UUCAUUGUUAGUCAUAGACGUGCUGCAGGGUGGAUAAUUCCUCUCUUUCUCCAUCGUAGUAGCAGCGGGCUACGCGUCCGUUUCAGGUUCCGGAUUAUUCUCGCGCGACACUGUCGAAUGUUUUCGUCAUUACGCGAUAAAGACGCUCGUGCGAUGAUACUCCUCACGAAUAUGCGGUCGCUGCUCGCUGACGAGCCUUCCUCGGUGCACGACAUCGGAACUGCUCCGAGGUGUCCUUUGCCCGUGACAGUCAUGGAUUUCAUUUAUAAUUUCACUCAAGCCGAGUUGGAAGUUACAUGGCCGUGUGAGGUGCGCUUCUACUGGCUGUCGUUACAGCCGUUCGUCCGAUUCGUCCGUUUCUUGGUCGGCUACGUAACGCCGUUUAUCAUAAUACUCGGUGUAUUGCUAAAUACUGUAUCUUUUAGUAUGUUGAGCACACCCGUGCUAUGUGACUCCAAUUUGUCACUUUAUCUAAGAGCGCUCGCUAUAUCGGACAAUGGAGCAUUGAUUUUUAGUUAUGCCGUCAGCGUCGCGAGAUCACACUCUACAUUCGUUAACGAUCUCUUCAUGAAUAGCAGAUUCUUGUGCAGCACGAGUUCCGUGAGCAUGGAGCUCUUUCAAUUCACAUCGACCUGGCUGGUGGUCGCUCUCACGUGGACGCGAGUGAUCGCGGUAACGUUCCCGUUCCGAACUCAUGGCUGCCAGAAUUGCUCGGCGGUUAUAACGAUUGCCAUUUUGACCUGCAUAAGUUCCGUGAUAUCCUUAACAAAGUUGUACUCUGGAGGAUACGAAACCGACAGCGUUUUCGAGUUUAUACCGUGCCAGGAGAUGAUAAAGCCGUGGGGUAGCGCCAUGUACUUCUAUAUAGCUCUGUCCACGUGGCUACCUCUGCUGUUUAUAUUCGUCGGCAACUUGCUGUUGAUUAUUCGCGUGAGAAAGUCCUAUAAAAUUCACAACGAGUUGACUCAUAAUUUCAGGUACAAAAAUAACAGGACGCAUAAUUCCAGCCGGACUUUGCUCGCGGUGUCGAUAGUAUAUUUGAUUCUCUUGCUGCCACUCGGGAUUGUAGAAACUUUAGAGCUUUAUUGGGACAUAAUUUUGAUCGAACAUCCCGCCAAUGAUGCGGAGAAAAACAAGAGAUACAUACACUGGCUACAAGAGAAGAUGUUUCUGAAAUGGUGCCGUGGCUUGUUCUUUCACAUAUACCACUGGAACUUUGCGAUCAACUUCUUCCUGUACUAUUUGACAGGGAAGAAAUUCCGGAGAGUCGUGACGCAAACGCUGAAAAAUUACACGGACUCGAAUCUGCCGUGCUACAAAGGUAUCUUAAAAUGCAACACGUGGAACAAUUGUCACGAGCACUUUGCGGCUGUGCGUUCGACAAGUAUAUUGUUGGCAAGAGCCGUCACGCGAAAUAAUCGAUUUAUCGACACUAAUGUCGCGCGGGACAACGCCAACGAAAGAAUCAGCACUAACGUUUAGCUAUAUACAAGCAUAAUACACCGAAAGAGCGUAACUCUUUCAUGCGUACAGCUCGUAUUUGCCGUUUAUUGCGUUCAAGAUAAAUACAUAUCUAAUCUAAUAUGUCUAUCACUUGUAGAUUAUUUUACACAUACAUACAACAUAUUUCUUUUGCCUAUAUCUGGAAAUAAUUGUUAGAUAAAUUCUAUUUAUUCUUCCUUCGUUUUUGUAUACAUUUGUGUGUGUGUAUGUGUGUGUGUGUGUGUAUGGUGUAAUGUAUGUAUGUAUGUGUCUAUGUUUGUAUGAAACGUUUGCUUCUUUUUUUUUUUAUAUUAAAUAUUGCAAAAUAUCACAUUGCGUAUUAGGCGUCUCUUGCAUAAUAGCGUAUUUCUCGAGAGAAUUAAAUAGCACUACUUAUAUAUAUGUAAAAUAUCUGUUAUCAUUACAUUUUGGAUAUAACUUUUGACUUUGCUAUUACCAUCCGUCUCUUCCUAAUCUCCUGUUCCUUACAAUCUAAGAUACUGGUCCCGAUGCAGACCUUCGAUAUAACGGAUAUAUCGUGUUAAUACUGUACUAAAUGAGAAUUUCAAGUAAAGUGAGAUAUACGAUUGAAACAUACGUCAUUUCUGAUUAACAAUAUACAAUAACUCACGACACGCAGUUAACGACCGAAUCGUUGAUUUUUUUCCCUCUCUAGUUUCUCACGACAUCAACCAACGAUUUGGUAUCUUCAGGCAUGCACGAAACACUUGAAUAUAUCAAUAUCGAUGCAUAGAUUUCAUCGAACAUAAUUAGAUAAUUUAAUUACAUGAUUUACAUGAAUCUUGUGGACGCACGAUUACAUAUAUACAUAUAUACGAAAAAGCAUUUAUUCACGUUAACGUUAAAUUAAACGUAUAUGAAAUUACCUAAGCUACGUUUUUACUUCAUUAUGCAUUCACGUAAUAUACAUAACACUAAAUGUCACAUAAUACAUAUGCCGUACCAUCGUUAUGUUGGUAACUUUUAAUGAAACUAAAUAAUAUAAGCCUUAAAUUAUAUAUAUAAAUGUAAUAUACAUGUACAAUAUAAAUAUACAACGCGUAUAUUAUGCUGAGAUAACCUAAUUUUUAACCUACAAUUUAUGUUUAAAAGAAAAUUAUUUUUUAUAUGGUGCAUAAAUAAAGAAAUAUUGAGUUAUUUCCUAGCUUCAAACACAUUAAAUUCAAACAAUAUAUACAUUAUGAAAAAAGUUAUAUAUAUGUAUAACUCCGCAUCUUUAUGUUUGUAUAUGUCUAAGUAUUUCUAAAAGAUGAUAUCCUAUCUAAUUCAAUCACGUGUCGAAGAAUAUCUUUCAUUUGAACAGUUCACAAAUUUUAUUAUAAAGAAUAAAUUUUUCAAAUUAUACGUAAGAUGAAUGCGCGCGCGCGCGUUUAAUAAAAUAAAGUAAGCUCCAUUUUUUUAUAUAAGUUAGCAUUAAUCAUUUGUACACAUUUAACAGAUCAGCAGCUACUUUAUAACUUAGAAGCACAAUUAAUGUUUAAACAAUUACUUGAAUAUAUGUAUGUAUAACAAGAAACAAAGAAUUUCAAAUCUAUUCUUGCAAAAAUGUAUUCAGAUAAGAAAAAUUCUUGAAGAAGCCAUGUUAAAGGCAAUCUGAAUUUAAUAUGGAAAAUGAAAAAUAUACAAGUAUUCCCUCUUUUUUAACCUUUCUUCAUUAAAUAAUGAUGAGAAGAAUAUAAGGUAUACAAAGAUAUUAUAUAAUCAAUCUCUUAAUUAUAUGCGAGAUGCGUGUAUAAAGUUCCGAAAUGAAAAAGGAAGCAUUCUUAUAUGAUUCGCCUUUCAGCAGCAGUAUCCCUCAUUAUAUAUUGCAAACAAUAUAAAGUGCAAAAUUUUUAGAAAUAAAAUAAGCUAAAUUAAUUAUGAAUAUCAUCAAUAUACAGAGUGUCAUCUGUGUAUAUCAGUUUGUGUGCAGGCAGAACUCAUCAAAUUGAAUAAAAAAGGCCUUUACUACUUUGAAAGUAGCCACGGUCAUUAUUCAGAUAUUAAUUUAAUUAAAAAGUAUUGGUGAAUUAGUGCACAUGACACGAUGGAAUGAAUUUUGUAAGGUAUUUUAAAGAGACGUGUCUUCGGCAUGUUGACUAUCUAUCUUCUAGCGACAAUGAAUAUCGGCUGGCAACAAGACACGGAGUAACGCUGUGAUUUUGGGCCACAUAGUUCCCAGAAAAUCAGAAAUCAAGUUGAAGACACACUUAAUUUGAUUUCCGGGUUAAUGCCACGUCCUUCAUGGUGCCAAAUAUCAGUCAAAAAAAUUCAGAAUUUCAAAUCUCGUUCCCUGAAGAAGUAAUGAACUAAAAUGUUCACGAAAUAUUAGAAAUAAAUAAAUGAAAGAUCCGGAAAUUUCUCGCAUCUCGCGCACUCGUUUACCGAUUUCUUUUGAUUAAUAUCUUAAUAAUUAUUAUAGUUGUUUUUUAAGAUGAUAAAAAACUUUUUUAUUCAAUUUUUCGUGAGUUUUUUUACCUGCACACGGGCGGAUUAUCAGUGGUAUCAGAUAAUUGUAUUUAUAUAACAAAAAUGCUAUCUUCUAAUUUCUAACGAUAAUAUUAUAAUAAUUUCCAAGGAC
This is a messenger RNA of Dinoponera quadriceps, 4063 nucleotides long. RefSeq lists its product as uncharacterized. Gene Ontology annotation, cellular component: plasma membrane. Gene Ontology annotation, molecular function: G protein-coupled receptor activity. Gene Ontology annotation, biological process: G protein-coupled receptor signaling pathway. The transcript has 7 exons. Lineage: Eukaryota; Metazoa; Arthropoda; Insecta; Hymenoptera; Formicidae. The coding region runs from base 118 to 1482 and encodes 454 amino acids. The record is from RefSeq and is a predicted model, not a curated record.